This is a messenger RNA of Pelobates cultripes (western spadefoot toad), 206 nucleotides long. The record is from the annotation of a GenBank genome assembly. NCBI's taxonomy places the organism in Eukaryota, Metazoa, Chordata, Amphibia, Anura, Pelobatidae.
ACACGCCAUCUCUGUUUAUGCGAAUGCUACUCACCUAUACUGCAGACAGAAUUCCGUUCGUACGGACGCCGGCUCCCGAACACAGCACGAACAGAAUUCUGUUUGUUAGAAUGCUGUUGCUUCCAUGUGUGACCACACAGAAGGAAGAACUUCAAGGGAAUCAAAGGGCGCACGCGCGCCAACACAGUCUUGUAAAGGUACAGGAG